Molecule: messenger RNA, 3090 nt
Organism: Rhea pennata
Lineage: Eukaryota; Metazoa; Chordata; Aves; Rheiformes; Rheidae
Gene: HEXB
Product: hexosaminidase subunit beta
Exons: 14
Coding region: 25-1707 (560 amino acids)
Biological process (GO): ganglioside catabolic process; carbohydrate metabolic process; glycosaminoglycan metabolic process
Cellular component (GO): lysosome; membrane
Molecular function (GO): beta-N-acetylhexosaminidase activity
Source: RefSeq, a predicted model, not a curated record
GCUGCCUGCCGCGGCCGUAGUGCUAUGGGCAGAGCCAUGGGGCUAGCGGGGCUCCUCGUGGGGUUGUGCCUCGUCUCCGCCGUGCUGGUGGGCACCAGCCUUCGCCAUGGCGUCCCGCGGGGCGGGCCCGAGCCUGAGCUGGAGCUGGCCGAGUGGGACCCGGGCUCGGGCACCUUCCCCGAGGACUUGCUGUGGCCGCUGCCGCAGUCGCUCCGCGCAUCCGCCCACCAGCUCCAGCUGGCCCCGGACCGCUUCCAGAUAGUGCACGGGGCCGGCUCCUCGGCGGGGCCGGCCUGCGCCCUCCUGCAGGACGCCUUCCGCAGGUAUUACGAGUACAUGUUCGGGUACUCCCGGUGGCGACAGCGGGGUCGAAAAGGGCUCGCUGCCAGGCCGGAGUUAGCGCAGCUGCAGGUCGUGAUCACGUCCCCGGAGCCCGGCUGCAACGGCUACCCGCAGCUAGCGUCCAGCGAGGCCUAUCAUUUAACCGUAACUGAUCCUGUGGCCGUGUUGAAAGCAGAUGAGGUAUGGGGGGCUUUAAGAGGUUUGGAAACCUUCAGCCAGUUGGUUCAUGAAGAUGAUUAUGGAAGUUUUCUUGUCAAUGCAUCCGAGAUCCACGACUUCCCAAGAUUUGCUCAUAGAGGAAUUUUGCUUGAUACGUCAAGGCAUUAUUUACCUGUGAAAUCUAUUCUUACAAACCUGGAUGCAAUGGCUUUUAAUAAAUUCAAUGUUCUCCACUGGCAUAUAGUAGAUGAUCAGUCAUUCCCUUACCAGAGUAUUUAUUUCCCUGAGUUGAGUAACCAGGGAGCUUAUUCCUAUAACCACAUCUAUACUCCUACUGAUGUCCAUCUGGUGAUUGAGUAUGCCCGGUUAAGAGGCAUUAGAGUUAUCCCAGAGUUUGAUACUCCAGGACACACGCAGUCUUGGGGACAAGGUCAAAAAGAUCUCCUCACCCCUUGUUACAGUGGAACGCAGCCAAGUGGGGCCUUUGGACCUGUAAAUCCCAUUUUGAAUAUGACUUAUGACUUCAUGACUAAAUUCUUCAAAGAAAUCAGCAGUGUAUUUCCUGAUGACUACAUUCACCUCGGAGGAGAUGAAGUGAGCUUCGCUUGUUGGAAAUCUAACCCUGAAGUAAGAGAGUUCAUGAAGAAGCAAGGAUUUGGCAUUGACUAUGCUAAACUGGAAUCUUACUACAUUCAGAAGAUUUUGGAUGUUGUUUCUUCCUAUAACAAGGGAUAUAUGGUCUGGCAAGAAGUGUUUGAUAAUAAAGCACAGCUAAAACCGGACACUGUCGUUGAAGUCUGGAUGGGAAACAACUACGUUCAAGAACUAAGCAGUGUCACAGGAGCAGGCUUCACUGCUAUCCUUGCAGCUCCCUGGUACUUAGACUACAUUAGUUAUGGGCAGGACUGGAAGAAAUACUACACUGCUGAACCACUUAACUUCCCUGGAUCUGAAAAGCAAAAAAAGCUUGUAAUAGGUGGAGAAGCCUGCCUGUGGGGGGAAUUUGUGGAUGCCACCAACCUCACACCAAGAUUAUGGCCUCGUGCAAGUGCUGUAGGGGAAAGACUCUGGAGCAGCAGGAAUGUGACUGAUUUAAAGGAUGCUUAUAAAAGGCUAUCUAGUCAUCGAUGCCGUAUGCUCAGGCGUGGGAUAGCAGCUGAACCUGUGUUUGUUGGAUACUGUGCUCAUGAAGCAAGAGGGCGGUAACUGCUACAAGGACAUCUACUAAACAACCUGAAGUGCCUCUGAGGUGGGACUGUGUGUAUAUGUGGUUUGCUUUUUAAACAAAUUUAAAACUUUCAAUUUUAAAAUAAAGUUAUGUUAAUUUGUCAAACUGCUCUUGGGGUAAAAAUUGUGGGCUUUUUUUUAAGCCUCAGAUGAUGAGACUAAUUGUAUGUUAAGCUUUCAUUAGAAGUAGAGAUUAUUCACUGUGAACUCGCUACCAUACAGUCAGUUACCAUUCCACUUUCCUUGCAUAUUAGAUACAUUGGAGGAAAAAUAAAGGAAAGAUACUGUUUGAAGAUAAAGAGCAAACUACCUUUAUUUUAAAUUGUUUUAUCAUUUGCUGCUUUUCUAAAUAAGUAUACAACAGUAAAUUACAGAUGAAUUAUGAAUUGCAACAUACAGCACAUCAGAACUGUACCAUUACACCUUAGCCUUUUGACCUAAUUGAUUUAAAGGUCAAAAAAAAAUCUACACACAAAAACCCCAAAAUGCUCCAAGCCGGUAGACAGGGGUUACUGGUUUGGGAGAAUUCUGUAUUUCUUAAUGGUUUUUGAACAGAUCUUAAUUAAUUUGCAGAAGCAUCCACUCCACUUAUUUGCUAAAGCAAACUCGGGUAAAUGUUACUGUGCAUUUUCCUAAACGUCUAAAAAAGUAUUUCAAGCUGUCUUCUAACAAUGUGGGAAUACCUACAGUUUAAGAUAUAACCAUAUCCUUAACCAUAUUCUCAUAUUCUGCUGAAAACAAAAGUCCAGAUUGAUACCUGUAAGAUCUGAACUGUGAAGGCAGCAAAUUGUGGUUGCAUCUCUGGUUCAAUUGCUUUGCAUUAGAUGGCAGUGUCUGACCCAGUUCACUCAUCUUCUCUUUUGUCUUGGAAAGUCAAAAACACAGUCUGCUCGUGCAGCUGAGAAUCUCUCACUUACCAUAAUUAGGGAGUCACAGAAGAACAUAGUGGUGCAUCUAACCAGUCUUCUGAAAAUAUUUAAUAGGGAGGAUAGAACAUACAUGACAUUUUCAUUGUACAGAGUAAAGUGAUCAUACCAACUCAUACCAGCUCCUUCUUCCUCUGAAGAAGUGUGCUUUGCUCGUGACUGUUCAGGGCUUGAUAACUGGCUAGUUCCAAAGUGAAGGUUGCGGAGCCAGAUGUUAGAGAACGCAGAACUGUUGAGUAACCCUGGACAAAAUACAGAACAUGUAUAAAGAUAUUUAUUAUUGUCAGUCAAUUUAGGAUACAGGGAAGAUUUAUUAGCACAGAAAGCUGUUUAGGGCUAAGAGGGGUAAGUGUACUGCUACAUUCCAGAAAGUUUUUUUUUUUUUAAUGUAUUGAAAGUGCAGUAACAUCCACCAAUAAAGGAAUGUAUGAAUGAA